Molecule: messenger RNA, 1552 nt
Organism: Nematolebias whitei (Rio pearlfish)
Lineage: Eukaryota; Metazoa; Chordata; Actinopteri; Cyprinodontiformes; Rivulidae
Gene: ovol1a
Product: ovo-like zinc finger 1a
Exons: 5
Coding region: 121-1116 (331 amino acids)
Biological process (GO): regulation of transcription by RNA polymerase II; epidermal cell differentiation
Cellular component (GO): nucleus
Molecular function (GO): DNA-binding transcription factor activity, RNA polymerase II-specific; RNA polymerase II cis-regulatory region sequence-specific DNA binding
Source: RefSeq, a predicted model, not a curated record
UCCUUCCUGCUUUGAAAACUUUUACCUGCUGAGUUCUGACGUCGCCGGAGCGGGUUCUGUUCCGAACUUCCCUGAAACGAGCAGCAGAACCGACGGCUCGGUUCUGGUUCCGGAGCCGGCAUGCCGCGGGCCUUUCUGGUGAAGAAGGCGAACUGUUCGCCCAUGAAGCGGAACUGGAGCGAACUCCCGGACCACAAGCGGGGGGACGUCUACAUCCCAGUUUCCAUUUUCCCUCCCGCGGUCCUGACGAUGGAAGCCGAGGCCAGUCCUGCGGAGACUCUUCCCCUCUGCCUCACCAAACGCUCGGUGUUGGACGCUCACGCCGAGCUGCCGUCCAGCACCGUGCUCGGAGAACCCCGCAGCCCGGCCGGUUCGCUGGAGGGGAGGUCGGACAUCAGGAGGAGGUCGCAGGGCGGCUCCUUGUACGUUCGAUCCAAAAUUAAGGUGACGACCGGUGAGUUACCUCCUGAUCCCGCUCCUCUCCUGCAAGCUCCUCCCCCUGUUUCUGACCCCCCACCUUCAGCCGCACCGGCCUCUGUCAUGACGGCUACCACACCGCCGCCCCCCUCGGAGGCGGUCUCCAUGGUAACCACAUCGCCAGGUCAAAGUCAAAGCACGACAACAGCAACAACAGGGGGAUUUGUGUGCCAGAUCUGCCAGAAGACCUUCCAGUUCCAGCGGAUGUUGAACCGACACGUGAAGUGCCACAACGAGACCAAGAGGCAUCUGUGCAGCUUCUGCGGCAAAGGCUUCAACGACACCUUCGACCUCAAGAGACACGUGCGCACACAUACAGGCGUCCGUCCGUACAAGUGCACGCUCUGCGACAAGGCCUUCACCCAGCGCUGCUCCCUGGAGUCCCACAUGAAGAAGAUCCACAGCGUCACGCUCAAGUACGCCUACAAGGAGCGGCGCAACAAGCUGUACGUCUGCGAGGAGUGCGGCCACACGGCGGCCACCCAGGACGAGCUGCUGCUGCACCUGCACACGCUGCACCCCCACAGUCCCCUGCUGAAGGGGAAAGCCGCGAGGAAGGCGGGGGGUGCCGGCGGACUCAUGCCGGGCUCUCCGCAGGAAGGCGACAGCGACGACACCAACGGGUCGAUCGGGCAGUAGAACUUCAGAAUAAACUCUGACGGGACGGACGUCAACUCUUGCACAGCAACGUCAAAUCUACGAUGUUUACUGUAAAUAUGUGGAUAUUUAUGGGUUUCUACUGUAUGACGGAUAUUAAUAAGGCUGACUGCCAUGAGCCAAAACAUUAUGACCCUUUCUGGCGGUGCUCAAACAUCUGUUGUCCUUUAUUGUCGUCUGCAACAGAUGUUGUCAGGUUUUAAAUUUGGAGCCACCUCAAAACAUGAGAUUACUUUUUUUUUUAAAGACAAUUCUUGUUUGAUGAUGUUUUCUUCAGUGCAGUGGUCAUUAUGUUUUGGCUCAUCUUAUGUUUCUUUGUGGGACUGUAUUACCUGUGGGUUUCUCUGUACAGCAGAAUAUAUAUAUAUGUAUAUACAUAUAUAUAUAUAUAUAUGUUUUUCUAUGGAAGUAAUUCAUU